This is a messenger RNA of Papilio polytes (common Mormon), 3444 nucleotides long. It is a transcript of the gene Srrm1, whose product is annotated as serine/arginine repetitive matrix protein 1. Gene Ontology annotation, cellular component: spliceosomal complex. The record is from RefSeq and is a predicted model, not a curated record. Bases 583 to 3303 code for a protein of 906 amino acids. Lineage: Eukaryota; Metazoa; Arthropoda; Insecta; Lepidoptera; Papilionidae. Gene Ontology annotation, biological process: regulation of mRNA splicing, via spliceosome; mRNA processing. Gene Ontology annotation, molecular function: RNA binding. The transcript has 13 exons.
CUGAAGCCAUGGAUCACGCAGAAGAUCACCGAAAUUCUCAAGAUGGAAGAUGAUGUGGUCAUCGAUUAUGUCAACAAUCAACUUGAAGAGAAGCGCGCCGCCGUCGCCGCCGCCUGCCGUCGCCAGCCGUCGCAGCGCGCCGCGGCCCCACUCUUACGGACGCCAUUAGCAUUCUCAAUCGAUGCAAGAGCUUGAAGAGCGAAGAGAGAAAUGUACGAGGCGGAGUCGCGGCGGCGCGAGCGGCGGCGGGCGGCGCGGCGGCGCGGCUCGCCUCGCGCAGCGGCGGCCGGCCCGCGCUCUUCUGCCUCGUGCCUUAUGUAUCUGUGUUCAUCACGGCUCUCGCUUCCCUACCCGAGUCAUUUUGACGCCUGUCGCAUCCGCGUUGCAUCUAUACAAAGUGGCGCUCUUAACGUCCUUCAUUUAUGUCUCCGACAACUAUUGAAACCGAUAUACUAUUAGCGAAGGGAUAUUCGAAACGAGACCGGGUGUAUGUUGGUUUGAUAAAUUGAACAAAUUAAUAACGAUAGAAUGUUUUCUUUCCCGAUCCGUAUCCUCGGCUCCUAGUUCCCUUGUCCAAAGAAAAUGCAGAUUAACUUGACGGGAUUCCUGAACGGCAAGAAUGCGCGGCUGUUCAUGGGCGAGCUGUGGGAGCUGCUGCUGAGCGCGCAGGCCAGCGAGAACGGCAUCCCAGACAGCUUCACACAGCAGAAGAAAGAAGAAAUCAAAAAGAGAAUGGAGGAGCAGAAGGACAAGGAGAAGGACCGGCGGCGGUCGCGGUCGCGGUCGCGCAGCCGCCGCCGCUCCCGCGAGCGCCGCCGCUCGCGCACCAGGUCCCGCGACCGCUCCAGCGAUAGGAAAAAGCGUGUUAGCAGGCACCGCAAUGGCGGUAGUCCGCGUCGCUCGCGCCGCCGCAGCCGCAGCCGCAGCCGGAGCCGCGACCGCAGCCGCAGCCGCGACCGCGACCGCAGCCCCGCGCCCGCGCACAGCGCACCUGCCGCAGUUCCCGUCGCCGCUGCGCCCGCGCCCUCGCCCGCGCCCCCGCCAGCCCCGGCCCCCGCGCCCGCGCCUGUCGCCGCCCCCGCCGCAGCCAACUCCAGCAUUGACGACAUCAAACUACCAGACCCUAAAGAAAAUGGCAAGUCACCGGAGAAGAAAGAAGACAAGGAGAAGUUAGAAGAUGACCACAACUCUACUGCGGAGAAUGUGAAGGAAGAUAAACCUGAAGAAGUACCAAAGGAGGAGAAGACGGAAGAGGAUGGGAAAAAAUCUAGAUCCGUUUCACCUGCUAAAUCGACUGCUGGCGGCGCUGAGAAGGAAGCUGAGGCGAAACCUCCGGAGAAAACACGACACUCGUCCAGCGAGAGAAGAUCCACUUCCGCCUCGUCUCACGGCAGCGCGAAGAAGCGGUCGUCGCACAAGAAGCGGCAGUACCGCUCCAACCGCGACUCCUCCACCAGCGUCAGCCCGCGGCGCAGCUCGCGCAGGGAAAGGAGUAAAUCUAGACGGCGCAGUCGUCGUCGGUCCGUGGACCGCCGCGAGCGGGAGCGCGAGCGAGAACGCGAGAGGGAGAGAGAGCGCCGCCGCCGCGAGAGAGACAGGCGCGACAGGUCCCGAGAGCGUCGUCGAUCGCUCGAGAGACGUAGACGGUCGCGAUCGCGCUCUCGACGACGUUCAAGAGACAGGUCCCGUGACCGUCGCCGCUCGCGCUCCCGCAAGCGCUCCCGCUCGCACCGCCGCUCCGGCCGCCGCUCGCGAGACCGCCGCUCGAGGGACCGACGCUCCAGGGAUCGCCGAUCCAGGGACAGGUCCAGGGAAAGAAAAUCCCGUGAUCGCACUAGAGACAGGAGGUCUAAGGAGAGGAAGUCUCGUGAAAGAAGGUCCAGUGACAUCAUUAAAGAACGCUUAGAAAAAUCUGUGUCUAUACCGAGAAAAGAGAUCUUUGAAAAGUUACCGAAGCCAAUUGAACGUACUUCUAUCCCUCCUGAACAAAACUCGAAAGAGCAUGUAUCGAGUUCAAGUCGAGAAUCGUCGGUUGCAAAUGACAAGUCUGCUGCGGUUAGUGACAGUCGACCUAAAGUAGCUCAAGUUUCGGAUGACGAAGACAGAGAAGAUUUUUUACCUAUCCCAUUCACACGUGAAUAUUCUAAGAGUCUGUCUCGUACCCCAUCGCCUUACUUAAGAAAACAAGAAGUUGAAAGUAACAAAAAAUCCGAUAGAUCCGCGGACGAUGCCUCGGGUAAAGAGCAAAAUGACGAAGAAACUAAAACACAAGAACCUAAAAAGUCGAAGCGAAAGGCUCACCAAUCAGAUAGUGAAAGUGAAACUAGUGAGGAAGUGGCUAAAGCUAAGAGUAAGGCUAAACUCAAGAGAAAGGAGAAAACUACCUCAAAACGACCUAAAAAACCUAAAAAAGAAAGCUCUUCUAGUGACAGCGAUUCCGAAGAUUCAUCUUCUAGUGACUCUGAAGAAGAUAGAAAGAAGAAAAGCAAGAGAAGCGCGAAAAAGAAGUUAGCAAAAAAAUCCAAAAAGAAGCGCGCUCGGUCAUCAAGUUCGGACUCCAGCUCAGAAGAGGAAGUGAAACACAAGAGUUCAAAAUCAAAACAAAAGAACAUUCCAGAAGAAUCUGAUUCUGAGAAAAAACCGAAAAAGAGGACCAAAGAAGCGAGUAUGGAUCGCUCAAAAAUUGAAAAGUUGGACAGUAAACAGUUAAAGUUAAAAAAAGCAGACAAUUCAGAGGAUUCCCAUGACGAUAGUUCAGACAGUGAUGCAAAAGCUAAUAAGAAGAAAGUUGCAAAACAUGAUUCUAGUAGUUCAGAGAAAGAAAUAAAACGAAAGAAACUGGAAUCGGUUAAAGAAAAAGCCAUUUCUCCCGAGAAUGUGAAGCCUCGUAAGGGCGAGGAGAAGCCUGUCAGAGCGAAGCAUGUGGAGGAAACAAAGUCUAAAUCUCGCGACGAUAAUGAAAAGAAAGGGAAGAAACGAGAGAAGGAAGAAUCUUCCUCCGAUAGUGAUCAUGUAUCAAAAAAGAAACCUAGAAAGAAAGUUUCCGAUUCCGACUCUGAUUCUGAGAGUGAUGAACCCAAGAAAUCUAAGAAAAACAAAAAGCAUAAGAAGCAUUCGAAAAAACAUAAGAAACACAAGAAACAUAAGAAAUCUUCGAAGAAGAAGGAUGAUUCUUCCGAUAGCGAGGAAGGUGAAGAAGAAGAGGAGGAAGGAAGAGUGAAUAAUGAGGACCUGGAGAAGAAGCUACGCGAAAGAGCGUUGAAAUCCAUGAAGAAGCAGGCUAGUGCCUCCGGGUCUGAUUAAAACCGUCGUUUCAUAACAUUGUCGUGUAAGUUUUCACUUUCAUUGGUUUAAUUUUACGGUAUGUAACAAUUUAAGAUAAUAUGGCAUAUAAUUUACAUAAUACGUGAAUGUCUUAUUGUUAGUAAUAAAGUUUUAAACAUA